AUGGGCUAUCCUGAUACAAAUAUAUUAAACCAACUUUUAAAGAGCGAUAGAAUGUUAGCAUUAGACCUUUUCCACCAAAUAAUGUCAUCAAGCUCAAUUAGCAAUAAAGAUAAUUUAUUCCAUCAGCUUCAUAAACUAGAUGAAGAGUAUAUUCAAAUUGCUGUAAAUCCUCCCUAUUCUAUACAAAUAAUACCCUCACUAUUAGAAAAAUCAUUUAAUGAAUCAACCAUUUCACAAAUAGAAUCAUUAUUAAAAAAUUAUAAUAAUAGUAACAAUCAACCCCACAUAAACCAAUUAAUGAAUAAAUAUAAAAAUCUUAUUGUUAAAAAUGUAUUUAAAAAAGUAAACAGUAUCUUUCAAAGAGAUAAAAUACUCCAACUUAUAAUCAGUAACCCAGACUAUCAUAUACCACCAACCUUAUCAUACCAAGACGAUUUAGGGAAAAUCGACAUCCAAGAUAUAGUAUUCAAUGUAGUUUCACUAAAUAUCCAAAACAAGCUUCUAGAUUUAAACUAUUAUUAUAUACCCAAAGAAUUAGAGCAAUAUGAACAAAUAAUUCAAGAUAUAAUAGAUAUUAAAGAAUUGGGUAAAAAAAGAAUUCUCAAACUUACGGGUCUUUUUAGAGAGAUGGAUGAAUAUAGUACCUCCGCUUAUGAAGAAAAAGAAAUAAAAAGAUUUGGUUAUAUUGAAAAGGAAUUGUUUGAAAUUGAAAAUUUAAAACUAUUUUUAUCAAAUAAUGAAAAUGACUGGAAAAGAGUUAAAAAAGAGUUCAGGGCUAUCAAAAGAAAUAGAAAUGAAGCGUUCCAUACAAUUUUAAGUCAAGAUUUUAUUAAAUAUUACUAUUCAGUUCUAUAUGGUAGAGAAAAAUAUAGGUUUAUCUGCAACUUUGUCCAAAGGAGUAUUCAAUAUUCGAUUUCCCAUUAUUUCUAUACUCUCGAAAAUAAAGAGUUCUACAGCUUUAUAAAUUCAUUAUCAAAUAAAAGCGAAUUGGUUUCGAAAUGGUUAAAAGUAAUAAAGAGAAUUACCGUGACAAUCCCAAAGCAUACAAUUGGUUCAAAGGAUGUAAAUGAAUAUAGGUUUGCCAUCAAAGAUAAAGAAACAGUAGAUUUAAUUACAAAUUAUAAAGAACUAUUUAAGGAUUUCAAAUACUAUAGUAAAGCAAAAGAUCUGUUAUUUUUAAACUAUGAAUCCCUGGAUUAUGCAAUUAACAAAGUUCAACUAAAGUUACCAAAUAUUAAUGAGAUAAAUGCAUUUAUAUUUCCACUCAAGAAUGCCCUUGAAUCAUUUGGCUUAAAUGAAAUAAAAUUAGUCAUAGACAAUUGUAAUUUCAACAUUAUUGAACUAGAGAGAAAAAUUGACCAUAUCAAAUUAUCAAAGAGGCUAUCUAAUGAGCAAAUAGACCAACUUUUAGAAACCAUAACCUAUUUUAUUUCAAAUAGAAAUAUCGCGGGUUUAUAUUUUUGCUUAGACUUAAUACCCGAUAACGAAGCUUUUCAAAACCUGGCCUUUGAUGGUGAAGAUUCAAGUAAAAGCAAUUUGAAACUAUGGAUUAAAUUAUUCAUUGCAACCAUUAAAAGAGCAUCUAAAUAUAAAUUCAACAAUCUCUUAAACAGGAUCAAAUUUAAUCCCAUAGUGAAAUACCCUCGAAUAUUUGUUGAAGUAUGGGAGGGUAUGAAUGAAAACGAACUAUUACCAGAUAUUUUCGAUGAAAUCCCAAUAUUUACUAGUCCUCAAACCAUAGAAUGCUCAUUUAUAACACAUCCAUGUUCCCAAAGAGACCCAGACCAAAUUAUUGAUAUGGUUCAAUUAUUAAUAAACAAUUCAAAACAACUAAUAAAUAAUAAUGGUCAUAUAAAAGAAGCAAAAUAUAGAGAAGCUUUAAGCAGAGCCAUUAAUUAUUUAUUUAGGGUAUUAAUUCAAAGUGAAAAUGUAGCAUUUGAAAAGAUUUCAUUGACUCACCAAUUUAUAAACGAGUCUGGUAUUGUAGAGGUUCAACAUUCAACUCUGUUUUCGGUAUAUUAUCUCGCAAUAAAGUCAAGAAAUUUAAUAAAAUAUAUUUCAAGUGUGCCACAAUUUAAACUUUAUCAAUUUUAUUAUUACAAACUACCAGAUACAACAUAUUGCUUUGAACAAGGACUCGAGCAAAGAAUAGAACCAUUCGAUCUUCGAAAUUAUUUAGAUCCAAAAGAAUUCUCGUUUGAUUUUAUAUUUGGUAAAUAUUCAACAUUCGAUGCAAUUUUAAAUAAAUUAAUCAAUCAGUUUAUAUAUAAAGAAACUCGAUUUUUUUCAGACCAAACAAAAUGCAAUUUUGGUGGUAAAGAGUUAAUUAAUCAUACUCUAGAGUUCCUAUUAAUGAUUAGGAGAUCAGAUUUAUUUUUACAACAUUUAGAAACCAUUCAAAUCAGAUUCCCAAGCUAUUUUAAUAACCAUUUUCAAUUCUCUGAACGUUGCCUAGACUAUGCUCUUUGUGGUGGUGAUGAAAUCGUACUCUCAGCAAUACUAAAUCAAACAGAUAAACUAAAUAAUCUACUCCAAUCAUCGCUAUUAAUAAAAUAUCAUAACCAAAUAAGAAAUAUAGUUAAUAUUUGCACCAUUGAUACCAAAAACACAAUAACACCCGAUACCUUAAUAACCUCGUGUCUAUAUAAUUCUAUUUUUUCAAAAAGAGAAAUUUCUUUUACUAAUUUUAUUAGACACCACACCAAAUGCCUUCCUAUACAACAGAUAUCUUUUAAACUCUAUUAUUCCUUAUUAAAUACAUAUCCAAACCACCCAGAUUUACAGCUUUCAGAAUCCAUUAUAGAUAAUAUAGUAAAUUCAAACUCUAUAGUUUUUUUAAAGCAACUUUAUGAUAAUAAAAUGAUAGAUGAAAAUCUAUUAUUAUAUACUAAAAACAAACUAUUAAAUCAUAAAGACUAUAUAUAUAUUAAUUGGUUAAAAUAA
Messenger RNA from Dictyostelium purpureum, 2943 nucleotides. RefSeq lists its product as uncharacterized. The record is from RefSeq and is a predicted model, not a curated record. The transcript has a single exon. Bases 1 to 2943 code for a protein of 980 amino acids. Lineage: Eukaryota; Evosea; Eumycetozoa; Dictyosteliales; Dictyosteliaceae.